AUGCCUCCCAUAACCAUGUCCAAGGGCCGCAGCCCCUCAAACGAACCCAACGAAUCCUUCACGCAGAUGGCCGACACAGACCUCGAAUCACUAGGCCGCCACUGUCAAUACGAAUACUGCGGCCAACUCGACUUCCUCCCCUUCCGCUGCGAAUCCUGCCGCAGCACAUACUGCCUCGACCACCGCACCGAAACCGCGCACCAAUGUCCCCGCGAAGGCGAAUGGGCCCGUCGCCGCAACGGCACAACCAACCAAGAAAACCGUCGCGCACCUGAAAAACCCUCCAUCUACAACUCCGAGCAAUGCGCCCACGUCCAGUGCAAAACUCUAAUCAACACGCUCAAAGACCCAGCCGUGCAAUGCCCCCAGUGCAACAGGAAGUAUUGUCUAAAACACCGUUUGCGCGAGGAACACGAAUGCGCCAAGAUUACCCCGCUGGGCGCGAGGCAGGGUAAUUCCGCUUCGCCGAAUGAUACUAUCAAAUCUAUGUUUGCGCGUGUGCGCACUUGGGGCCGCGAUAAGCACCAGGCUGCUACUAGCGGGACGCUGCUGCCGACGCUGCCGAAGAUGAAGCCUAAGCCGAAUAGCCCCGCUGCGCGGGCUGUUGCGCUUAAUGGCCUUAAGCGCACUGCUAAGGGUGAUGCGUCGGUUCCGGCGGAUAAGAGGCUGUAUUUGCAUACUGUUGGAACGGCAGAGACGCAGGCUGCCGACCCGCCGUCGGGGGAUUUCUUUUUCGAUUCGAGGUGGAAGGUUGGGCGGGUGCUGGAUGAUGCGGCGAAGAAGUUGCGCGUUCAGAAUCUGAAUAACCGGGUUGAUGGGGAAGAUUCGAAGCUGCGGGUCUUUCAUGUGGAGUCUGGGGCUUUCCUUGAAUUCUCGGAGGCUAUUGGUGCCGGGAAGGUGAAGCAGGGCGACACAAUUGUGUUGCUGCGCGGCGCUGGGGCUGUUCUCGGGAAUUCAUAG
This is a messenger RNA of Penicillium paradoxum, 960 nucleotides long. Its product is annotated as AN1-type zinc finger protein. The coding region runs from base 1 to 960 and encodes 319 amino acids. The record is from RefSeq and is a predicted model, not a curated record. Gene Ontology annotation, cellular component: cytoplasm. The transcript has a single exon. Gene Ontology annotation, molecular function: zinc ion binding. NCBI's taxonomy places the organism in Eukaryota, Fungi, Ascomycota, Eurotiomycetes, Eurotiales, Aspergillaceae.